AUGGCCAUUAUAACUGGCUAUAGGGACUGUAAGCUCGUACACGAGAUUUCGCGAGAGGAUGUAACUUCCGGUGACAAACAAAGCGUGGCUCAGAAGAGAGAAUAUAACUUUCAGUUUGUUUCGUUUGGGCGUAUUAUCACUACCAAAAUGGUCAUUUGUUUUGCUUAUGGGUGCAACCAUCGCAGUGGGUCAUCAGACUGUCAUUUCUACCGUUUUCACCCUAAGAAAAGAGUUCUUUGGGGUCAGUUAUGCAGAAGAGCUGAUAAAGAGCCUAGUGACCAGAAUGACAGGAUUUGUUCUUGUCAUUUUAAAGAUGGUGUUAAACAGGGUGACCCUAUCUACUUCCAGCAUAACUCUGGAAAACUCAUGGAUUUUCCUGAUCCAGAACACCACAAAAGAAAAACAACAUGUCAUUCAAAUGAAACUAAGUCAGUAGAGGAGCCAGUAGAGCAGCCUAACUGGACUGAAUGCCAAAACCCUGAACAGGCUAUGGUAGAGCACAGUUAUGCCACACCAUGCACUCUGACAUGUGCAGCAGAAAUGAAAAGGCUUGCGUCCCAGUGCCAAACCUUGGAGGAACAAAUUGCUUCACUGACUGUAGAUGCUGCAAAGACAAAACCAAUGUCUAUAGACCAAAUUAAGGACAGUGAAGAAAAGAUGCUGCUGUAUACAUCACUGCCAUUUGACAUAUUCAGUGUAUUGGUAAGACUAUUGCAGAGAUUUAACCUGAAAUAUUAUAGCGAGUGGUCACCUACAAUCAGGAUAGAAGAUCAACUUCUUAUAGUGUUGAUGAAACUCAAGCUUAACCUUCGUGACCUAGACUUAGCGCAAAGGUUUUGUGUGAGCCGCCCAGUUAUUUCCAACAUUUUUCAUACCAUUGUGUAUGCCCUUCAUGAAAUGUUGUUUAAGGGAGUUGUAAACCACUGUUUCCCCAGCCAAUUGAAAUGCAAAGGAUCGAUGCCUAAGUCUUUUGCCGAGUUUUCUUCAGCAAGGGCCUCGAUGGAUGCACUAGAAAUGACGCAAGACAUUCCUUCACACAUGGACAUGCAGGCCAUAGCCUAUAGCUCUUACAAGAGCCGUCACACCGUGAAGGCUCUCACUUGUGUAGCUCCGAAUGGCUCCAUUACCUAUUGCUCCAAGCUGUAUCCAGGGUCUACAUCAGAUGUUGCCAUUGUUCGGCAUAGUGAGGUUCUGAAAAAAAUCAGUGCAGGAGACCUUAUCUUAGCAGAUAAAGGAUUUACGAUUCACGACCAACUACCUCAAGGAGUGUGUCUAAACAUACCUGCUUUUCUUUCAUCUCGGGGUCAGUUUACCCAACCAGAGGCUGAGUUGUGCUACAAAAUUGCCACGGCUCGAAUCCAUGUGGAACGUGCCAAUGAAAGGAUAAAAAACUUUGAGAUACUUCAUCAUAUUCCAUCUACUUACAGAGCUAUGUCUACUCUGGUUGUGUUAGAGCUCCACAAAUGCCCAUCUGAAGCCUUCAUUAUAUACUUUGAUUGA
Saccostrea cuccullata (small rock oyster) is the source of this 1500-nucleotide messenger RNA. RefSeq lists its product as uncharacterized. Lineage: Eukaryota; Metazoa; Mollusca; Bivalvia; Ostreida; Ostreidae. Bases 1 to 1500 code for a protein of 499 amino acids. The transcript is spliced from 8 exons. The record is from RefSeq and is a predicted model, not a curated record.